This is a messenger RNA of Closterium sp. Naga37s-1, 2829 nucleotides long. NCBI's taxonomy places the organism in Eukaryota, Viridiplantae, Streptophyta, Zygnematophyceae, Desmidiales, Closteriaceae. The record is from the annotation of a GenBank genome assembly.
AUGAAGUGUUCCGUCUGCUGUAAGUUUGCUCCUAACACCAAGUCUCCCUUUGGCGGUGCUGGAGUCGGUGCAAGGGAUUUUCAGAAGUCGGCGUGCCGCAACCAUGACCAGUCCAAGGUGCACCUCGCGGCCAUGGAAGCUGAACGACUCUCUGAAGGCACGGAGGUGAGGCAGCGCAGCCUCUUGAAUAUGCUCAGCAGCGAUCCUGUCAUGGCGAGGGUCGUCAAAUGCAUGCAAGGAGCUCACUGGAUUGCGCGGAACGAUGCAUCUAUCGCGCUCUACCCCAUGCUGGUGCGGUUCAUGGCGGAGCAAGGAUGCCCCGACAUGAUGACCGACGAAUCAUACGCCUUCGGCGAGUUCGUAGAGGCUAUGGCGGAGCAUCUGGUGGCCAAGCAGCUCGAGGACAUCAAAGAGUCGGCCUGGUACAGCCUCUCCUUCGAUGAAUCCACGGAUCGUGCGCGUGGAAAGCAUCUCAUCGUGUAUGUCACGUUUGAGAGAGCUGAGGCCGUGGUGUCCCAGUUUCUUGCUCUCCUGUCGCUCGAACGUUGCGACGCCGCAGCACUGCACGACACGAUCGUGAAGUGUUUGUGGUCGAAGGACAUGUCGCUGGACAAGCUUGUUGGGGUGUCAACGGAUGGUGCAUCCGUGAUGACUGGCGCGAAGAACGGCGUUGUCGCCAUGCUUCGGAAACGUUGCCCGUGGCUGGUGGCGAUUCACUGCGUGGCGCAUCGCGAGGCAUUGGCUGCCAAGGAUGCCGCGAAGAGCUUCAAGGAGUUCAACGUCGUAGAUCAGAUGAUACGCCAGACUGCAGAGCGUCUCGGGCGUUCAUCGACCGAUCACAAGACCUACAUGCAUCUCCAGGACGUCAUUCUGCAGACGCACCUGGAGGUGCAAGGCUUCUGCACCGUCCGUUGGUUGUCUCGCGGGGAUGCUGUGAGUCGCUUCUGUGAUGUGCUGCCGGUGCUGAUGUGGAUGUGGACGAAGGAGAAGGGCGAGACGGAGAAACUCGCUACCAGCUUCAAGUUCCACUACAUGCUGUAUCUCCUGGCUGACGUGCUGGCGCUGCUCAACGGACUCAAUCUGUCAUUCCAGAAGCAGACGGUCGACAUUACAGAGGUGAAGAACCAUGUCGACAAGGUGAAGACCAAGCUGUCGCAGUUUUACGUCGAGCCCGGCGCAUCCAACGGGCCGAACACCUCUCGCCUGAACAAGUUCCUUGCUGCACACGGCAGCAAGGACAAGCGCAAGAUGGAGCUCAAGGGAGUGGACGAGAACGGCAAGCAUGCAAAAGCCGAGAUCGAGCUUCACGAGGACAUCAUCGACCCUGAAAACCCUGGGGGGGGAUGCGACUUGGAGGCCUGCGUGGACCUGGCGAGGCGUUUCGCUCAGCGCCUGAUUAAGGCGCUGGGGAAGAGGAUGGCGGAUCUGCGUCAUUUCGAUGGUGUUGGUUUUUUCUCCCCUGAUAAGUAUCCCGACCGUGCAGGAGAGCAGGACGCGUGGGUGAAGCUCCAUCUCUCCGAGCUCCUUGACAUGUUCAAGAACAAGCUACCUGCUCUUCCUCACCGUCGCCCGAGCUCUUCCUCACCGGCGCCCGAGCUCUUCCUCACCGUCGCCCGAGCUCUUCCUCACCGUCGCCCGAGCUCUUCCUCACCGUCGCCCGAGCUCUUCCUCACCGUCGCCCGAGCUCUUCCUCACCGUCGCCCGAGCUCUUCCUCACCGUCGCCCGAGCUCUUCCUCACCGUCGCCCGAGCUCUUCCUCACCGUCGCCCGAGCUCUUCCUCACCGUCGCCCGAGCUCUUCCUCACCGUCGCCCGAGCUCUUCCUCACCGUCGCCCGAGCUCUUCCUCACCGUCGCCCGAGCUCUUCCUCACCGUCGCCCGAGCUCUUCCUCACCGUCGCCCGAGCUCUUCCUCACCGUCGCCCGAGCUCUUCCUCACCGUCGCCCGAGCUCUUCCUCACCGUCGCCCGAGCUCUUCCUCACCGUCGCCCGAGCUCUUCCUCACCGUCGCCCGAGCUCUUCCUCACCGUCGCCCGAGCUCUUCCUCACCGUCGCCCGAGCUCUUCCUCACCGUCGCCCGAGCUCUUCCUCACCGUCGCCCGAGCUCUUCCUCACCGUCGCCCGAGCUCUUCCUCACCGUCGCCCGAGCUCUUCCUCACCGUCGCCCGAGCUCUUCUCCGUCGCCGAGCUCUUCCACCACCGCUCACGCUUCCCCUUACCGCCGCUCACGCUUCCUCCUGCCUUCACCAACGCUUCCCCACAUCGUCGCUCACCCCUUCCUUCCCCCACCUUCCCUCACGCUUCCCCGCUCAUCGCCUACGGUUCCUCCCACCGUCACUCACGCUUCCCCCCACCGUCGCUCACGCUUCCCCCCACCGUCGCCCACGCUUUCCCCCAACGUCGCCCACGCUUCCCCCCACAUCGCCCACGCUUCCCCCCACCGUCGCCCACGCUUCCCCCCACCGUCGCCCACGCUUCCCCUCUCAUCGUCCUCCCUGUCGCCUGAAAAUGAGCCUCCCCGCCGACCUCCCUUCUCUCCCACCUCUCUCCACGUCGUCAUCAGUUCCCUGCCUAUCACGUUCCACCUCUUCAUCACCAUUGCUUCUCCACCCACGCCGCCCACCCUCUCAUCCGUCUCGAGCGCUGGGGAUGGGGUCGUGACUCGAUCGCGGUGGGAUGUCACAGGGUGCAUCAGCAGCACCCACCCUUCUCUCUCUUGCACCAACCCCGCACGCAUGGCAGGUGCUGCUGCGGCUUUGGAGCAGAGCGCUGGGCGCACAGCCGGGGCAGCGCGUGCAGUCGGGCAGCAAGGAGCGCAGUGCUUCAGAUGA